Messenger RNA from Cariama cristata (Red-legged seriema), 4432 nucleotides. RefSeq names its product plexin B2 (gene PLXNB2). Gene Ontology annotation, biological process: positive regulation of axonogenesis; negative regulation of cell adhesion; regulation of cell shape. The transcript has 33 exons. The annotation marks the transcript as partial. NCBI's taxonomy places the organism in Eukaryota, Metazoa, Chordata, Aves, Cariamiformes, Cariamidae. Gene Ontology annotation, cellular component: semaphorin receptor complex. The record is from RefSeq and is a predicted model, not a curated record. Gene Ontology annotation, molecular function: protein binding; semaphorin receptor activity.
GUGUUCCUGUCAUCCACUGCAACUGAGUACAGCUCUCUUACUAUUGAACUAAACAAACCCAUAAAGAAUGACCUGGUCCUUGACCAAACCCAAGAAAAUCUGUACGUGAUGACCACGGACAAGGUGCAUCGGCUUCCUGUGCAGGACUGCCACAAGUAUUCGGACUGUGAGAAGUGCACUCAGGCGAGGGAUCCGUACUGCGGCUGGUGUGUGAGAGAGGGCAGGUGCACAAAGAAGGCAGACUGUGGAACAUCCGAUAAGGAGAACCACUGGCUGUGGAGUCCAAGUGGCACGUGCAUGACUAUCGUUAGUGCAGAACCUCUAAAUAUGAGUCGCAGAGCCCCUGCUAAGGUGGAACUGACUGUAAGUCCACUGCCAGCUUUGACUACGGGUGACGAGGUUUGGUGUACAUUCGGUGGAACAACCCGUUACGCUCAAUUAAAAGAAGAGGUUAUUAUCUGUGAUCCACCCGAUAUAAUUCCUCCAACACCAAAAGGUCAAGAUCAUGUUUCAGUUCCACUUCAGUUAACCUUUGGACAGAACAGGAUAUUUUUUGCGUCACAUACUUACCCUUUUUAUGACUGUGAAGAAGCAAUGAAUCUUUUUGAAAAUCAGCCAUGCUAUUCCUGUGCAAGCAAUAGAUGGAAUUGCCAGUGGGACUGGAAGAGACAUAUCUGUGAAGAGUCCUCUUCAGUACAGGAUGUGAUUAAACAAAAUAUGGAAGAAGAAUGCCCGCAGUUUCUAAGCCCUAACCCUCCAAUAAUACCUAUGGAGUACCGAACAAUGGUGUAUUUUGAAGGAAGACAUCUAACUUAUUAUCAGGGUGAAAAAUUUGUGGUUGGAAACAGCCAAUUUGAUUUCGAAGCUCCUGUUGAUGAAUCAGAUGAAGGAAAAUUUUCAUUCAUGAGUAAAGAGUUCUCCUAUAGUGCAAAUGAGACCCUACGACUUGACUUAUCCAUAAGAACAGAAAAGGUCAAGAUUGACAGCAAACUGAUGGUGACUCUGUAUAACUGCUCUUAUGGACGAAGUGACUGCAGCUUAUGCCUCGCAGCCCGUGACGACUAUAACUGUGUCUGGUGUGAAGAAGAUGGCAAACCCAGCAAGUGCGUUUAUGAAAAACUCUGUCACACUUCUCCCACCAACACGUGUCCUCAUCCAGAAAUCACUCGUAUUGAACCAAAAACUGGACCACUAAGUGGUGGAAUUCUUUUGACCAUAAUGGGAUCUAAUUUGGGAAUAAAAGCAGAAGAUGUAAAAAAUAUAACGGUGGCAGAGGAGGACUGUAUUUUCAAAGAGGAAUUCUACUCUGUUUCCACAAGGAUUGUAUGUCAAGUUGGACCAAUGAAUGAACCGAAACAAGGUCAAAUUGAAGUUAACAUCAAUGGAAAAUUAGGUAAAUCACCAAAUGAAGUGCUGUUUACAUACCAGGAACCUCAUCCUUCUGGAAUAAGACCUGAAAGUGGUCCACAAGCAGGUGGAACCACACUUACCAUCACUGGUACAAACCUGGCCACUGGUUCCAAGAAGGACGUUCAUGUUUCAGUCGGUAGCCAGCCUUGCAAUGUCACUGAAUUUGGAGAUGAGAUCGUUUGCAUUACAGGACCUAAUAGCAAGGUUGAGGCUGUUCAAGUCACAAUGGACUAUGGGGGCACAGUAAUUGGUGUACCACAGCUAUUUUCAUACAGUGAGAAUCCUACUGUCACCAAGUUCCUGCCGGUAAAUAGCUUCAGCAGCGGAGGGAGAAAUAUUACAGUAACUGGAACCGGUUUUGAGCUCAUCCAGAGUUUCUCGUUGGUGGUAUAUGCAGAGCGUCCAGAAGCAGGGAAAACAAAUCUCAAAAGGUUUGAUGGAAAGCUUGUUACAAGACUCAACGAAACUACAGUGGUUUUUUCUUCCCCACCAAUACUGGAAGACCCAGAAAACUACAAUAUUACCACUAUUAUUCUAAUGGAUCAUUAUCAUUUGGUUGUAAAAAAUGAGAGCCACUCCUUUGCCUAUGUUGCAGACCCAACCUUUGAAAACUUCACAGAUGGCAUCAAAAAACAAGUCAACAAACUUAUUAAUGCAAAGGGCAGUAACCUGAACAAAGCCAUGACGAUAGAUGAGGCCCAGGCUUUUGUGGGUGACGAGCCUUGCAACAUAAAAACACUAACUGAAACGGACUUAUAUUGUGAGCCACCAGAAGUACAGCCUCAACCAAAGAAACGGCAGAAGAGAGAUACCAUCAAUAACCUUCCUGAAUUCAUUGUGAAAUUUGGACUCCGGGAAUGGAUCCUUGGAAGGGUGGAAUAUGAUACACGUGUGAGUGACAUCCCACUGAAUCUUAUUUUGCCAUUGGUACUUAUUCCUAUGAUAGCAAUCAUCGUUACUUCUAUCAUCUGUUACAGACGCAAGAGCCAACAAGCAGAACGAGAGUAUGAAAAAAUUAAAUCGCAGCUUGAAGGCCUGGAGGAGAGUGUCAGAGACCGGUGCAAGAAGGAAUUCACAGAUCUAAUGAUAGAGAUGGAGGAUCAGACAAACGAUAUCAAUGAAGCUGGAAUUCCAGUACUGGACUACAAAACCUACACGGACAGAGUCUUCUUCUUGCCCUCCAAAGAUGGAGAGAAAGACGUGAUGAUUACAGGGAAGCUGGAUAUUCCCGAGGCCAGGCGGCAGACUGUGGAGCAGGCUUUGAACCAGUUCUCUAACCUCCUCAAUAGCAAAUCUUUUCUCAUUAAUUUUAUUCACACGCUGGAAAACCAAAGGGAGUUCUCUGCUCGAGCUAAAGUGUAUUUUGCAUCUUUACUGACAGUUGCUUUACAUGGAAAACUAGAAUACUAUACUGACAUCAUGAGGACGCUGUUCUUAGAACUGAUGGAGCAGUAUGUGGUGGCCAAAAACCCAAAGCUGAUGCUAAGAAGAUCUGAAACGGUUGUUGAGAGAAUGUUGUCUAACUGGAUGUCUAUUUGUUUAUAUCAGUAUCUCAAGGACAAUGCCGGGGAGCCUCUUUACAAAUUGUUCAAGGCUAUCAAACACCAGGUAGAAAAAGGCCCAGUGGAUGCUGUACUAAAGAAAGCCAAGUAUACAUUGAAUGACACAGGCUUACUGGGAGAUGAUGUAGAGUAUACACAGUUGACAGUAAAUGUAUUUGUACAAGAUGGAGGAACCGAUUCCAUACCUGUGAAAGUGCUGAACUGUGAUACUAUAUCACAAGUAAAGGAAAAGAUAAUAGACCAAGUCUAUCGAAAUCUGCCGUGUUCUCAGUGGCCAAAAGCUGAGAGUGUAGUUCUUGAGUGGCGGCCAGGUUCUACUGCACAGAUCCUCUCAGACUUGGAUUUAACAUCCCAAAGAGAUGGCAGAUGGAAGCGUAUCAACACACUAAUGCAUUAUAAUGUCCGAGAUGGUGCCACACUCAUCUUAUCGAAAAUGGGAAUUUCCCAGCAGCCAGAGGAUAAUCAGCAAGAUGUCCCAGGGGAGAGGCAUGCACUCCUGGAAGAUGAAAAUAAGGUCUGGCAUCUAGUCCGGCCAGUAGAUGAAAUAGAUGAAGGUAAAUCGAAGCGGGGCAGUGUGAAAGAAAAAGAAAGGACCAAAGCUAUUACAGAAAUCUACCUGACCAGACUUCUUUCUGUGAAGGGAACACUUCAGCAGUUUGUAGAUAACUUCUUUCAUAGUGUGCUCAACUCAAACCACGUGGUGCCACCAGCUGUGAAAUACUUCUUUGACUUUCUUGAUGAGCAAGCAGAAAAACAUGACAUCAAGGAUGAAGAUACCAUUCACAUCUGGAAAACAAACAGCCUGCCUCUUAGAUUCUGGGUAAACAUACUGAAAAAUCCCCAUUUCAUCUUUGAUGUUCAUGUUCACGAAGUAGUGGAUGCUUCCUUGUCAGUCAUUGCACAGACUUUCAUGGAUGCUUGCACAAGAACAGAGCACAAAUUAAGCAGAGAUUCUCCGAGUAAUAAAUUACUUUACGCGAAAGAAAUCUCUAACUAUAAGAAAAUGGUGGAAGAUUACUACAAAGGUAUUCGUCAGAUGGUGCCAGUUAGUGACCAAGACAUGAAUACCCACCUAGCAGAGAUUUCUAGGGCACAUACUGAUUCCUUAAAUACGCUUGUGGCUCUACACCAACUCUACCAGUAUACUAACAAAUACUAUGAUGAGAUUAUAAAUGCACUUGAAGAGGAUCCAGCUGCACAAAAAAUGCAGCUUGCCUUCCGUUUACAGCAAAUAGCAGCUGCGUUAGAGAAUAAAGUGACUGACCUUUGACUCAAAAGCCGCAAUAAAGAAAUCUGAUCUGAAGAUGUUCAAAUUCAUUCUUCCUGUUAAGGAAAUAGUGUUCUAUUUUUUAAUGUAUAAUUACAACUUUAAAUGAAAGAUUUCAUGUUUUUUUGAUAGCAGAGGUGUAAUGUAAAGAAUUUUUACUGUAAAUUAUGCUCCUAAUUAAAAGCUGUGUUGU